AUGGAUGGAACGAUUACUUGUAGACCAAGGGGUUGGAGGUUUGGUACCUGGAAUGUAGGCACGUUGACAGGAAGGAGUUUGGAAGUGGUGGAGGAGUUGCAGAGGAGAAAGGUCGACGUGGCUGCAUUACAGGAAAUCAGAUGGAAGGUAGAGGGUACAAAGUUUGUGGGGGCUAAAGGUGGAAGGUAUAAGUUGUGGUGGAAGGGGGUUGAUGGUACGGGAGGAGUUGGUGUGAUGGUAAGAGAAGAGUUGGUAGAGAAGGUGUUGGAAGUGAGGCGGAAAAGCAAUGGUGUAAUUGUGGUGGUGAUGGUGUUUGGAAAGGUAAUAGUGAGGGUAAUAUCAGGAUAUGCUCCGCAACAAAGUAGAAAGGAAGAGGAGAAGGAUAGGUUUUAUGAUGAUGUUUCUGACGAGAUUGGGCAAGCGAGGUUGGAUGAGUUUGUGGUGUUGUUAGGUAAUUUGAAUGGUCAUGUGGGGGCGGAUGCAGACGGGUAUGAAGGUGUACAUAGGGGAUGGGGAUAUGGUAUACGGAAUGAGAAAGGGCGUAGAGUGUUGGAGUUGGCGGAUGCACAUAGCAUGGUGGUGGGGAAUACCUGGUUUACAAGGGAACCAGCACGAUUAAUUACAUAUAGAUCAGGGGAGCAUUGGUCAGUGAUAGACUAUAUAUUGAUAAGGGCGAAGCAUAGAAAGUAUGUAAGGAAUGUGAAGGCGAUACCUGGUAUGUUGCAGCAUAGUAUGGUUGUGAUGGAUGUGGCAUCAAAAGAAAUGGGGAGGAGGAAGAAGGAUAAGGAUGCGGUUGCCAUCUUCAUUCCGUUCUCCAUAGCCAAAACCGCCAUGCACGUUGUCAAAACUAUCUGUUUUCUUUCCAACGGGACCAUUGGGAUUGCCUACAAUCAGGAUUGUUUCAGAUUUCGGUAUUGUUUCAGUGAUCCAACAUUGAGCGUUCCAAGUCUAAGUACCAUAAGGGAUCAUUCUGAAUUUUUCUGCAAUACCCCUCCGCUAUUGCAUACUUCCCAGAGAUUCUUAGCACCCCUUGACCACUUAAGGCCUGCUGGGGACUAG
Helobdella robusta is the source of this 1059-nucleotide messenger RNA. RefSeq lists its product as hypothetical. The transcript has 3 exons. Gene Ontology annotation, cellular component: nucleus. The coding region runs from base 1 to 1059 and encodes 352 amino acids. Gene Ontology annotation, biological process: chromatin remodeling. Lineage: Eukaryota; Metazoa; Annelida; Clitellata; Rhynchobdellida; Glossiphoniidae. Gene Ontology annotation, molecular function: catalytic activity. The record is from RefSeq and is a predicted model, not a curated record.